Talaromyces stipitatus ATCC 10500 is the source of this 1794-nucleotide messenger RNA. RefSeq names its product Mutator-like element transposase, putative. Lineage: Eukaryota; Fungi; Ascomycota; Eurotiomycetes; Eurotiales; Trichocomaceae. The record is from RefSeq and is a predicted model, not a curated record. Gene Ontology annotation, biological process: regulation of DNA-templated transcription. The transcript is spliced from 3 exons. The coding region runs from base 1 to 1794 and encodes 597 amino acids.
AUGGCUACCUUCCCAGACGAUUGCCUCCCUCCUGAAUCUAUCUACGACUCCCGAGAGGCCUUAUUCGAGUCAAUUAAUACGUGGGCUGCUGUUAGGGGUUAUGCAUUUAUAGCACGGAGGUCGACUAAAGAGAAGAAUGGACGAUCUACGAUCACAUUCGCAUGUGAUCGAGCAUGCAUCCCACCUACGCCAAGAGAACGCCAGAGAAAGACAACUACUCGAGGAACCAGCUGCCCUUUUUCAGUUAUAGCUAAAGAGUCAGGUGAAGGCUGGACUUUAAAGCAUCGUCCCGAUCAGCGCUUCUCUAUACAUAACCACGAGCCGAGCCAAUGCCCGUCUGCCCAUCCAAUUCAUCGGCAAUUAUCCGGAUGUACUUCACAACUCGUAAGGCACUCGAAUGCCGGUAUCGCACCAAAAGAGAUUCAAACACUUGUACGGCAGAGCGGCUCACUAGCUACGCGGCAGGACAUCUAUAAUCAAAUUGCAGCUGCGCGACGAGAUUCAUGCGAAGGCCAGAGCCCGAUUCAUGCGCUUGUGAAUCAGCUCGAUAAAGAAGGCUUCUGGAGUCGAAUACAAUUUACACCAGACGGCCAUGUUACGGCAGUACUUUUUGCACACCCUGACUCUCUUACCUACCUUCAAGCUUACCCUGAACUCCUCCUCCUCGAUUGUACAUAUAAGACGAAUAAAUACGGUAUGCCCCUCCUCGAUAUGAUUGGCGUCGAUGCGGCUCAGCGGUCCUUCUGUAUUGCAUUCGCAUUUCUGAGUGGCGAGACUGAAGAGGAUUAUACGUGGGCCCUCGAGCGGUUGAAGUCGCUAUACGAGCAAUGUAACGCUACUCUUCCGUCCGUUAUUUUAACAGACCGCUGUCUUGCAGUUAUUAAUGCGGCUUCGGCUCUUUUCCCUUCCGCGGCGACUCUUAUCUGUAUUUGGCACGCGAAUAAGGCAGUCCUCGCUCGAUGUCAACCAGCGUUCCCAGACGCUGAGAAAUGGAAGGAGUUCUAUAGGUUUUGGCACUCGAUCAUUAACUCGCCCAUUGAAGAAGUAUACGCCGAGCGCCUCGCAGAGUUCCAACAAAAAUACGUCCCGGAACACCUCGAGGAAGUUGGAUAUAUUAAGACUACGUGGCUUAUCCCAUUCCGGGAGAAGCUUGUACGAGCUUGGGUCGACCAAUCAACUCAUUUUGGUAAUACAGCUACCUCCCGAGUUGAAGGGAUCCACGCGCUUAUCAAGUCCUACUUAAAGAGAUCGACGUUCGACCUCUUCGAAGCUUGGAAAGCAAUCCAACUCGCUCUUCUCAACCAACUCUCUGAGCUAAAGUCGAACCAAGCGAAGCAGCAACUUCGAGUGCCUCUCGAGCUCUCGGGAGCUUUAUACGGGAUCGUACGAGGUUGGGUAUCGUACGAAGCUUUAAGGAAGGUGGAAGAGCAACGAAAGUUGCUUGCGAGGAGAGAUCCACCUCCGUCCUCAACUUACGCUCUCCAAGGGGGUCUUCUACUCGAUCAUUUCCAUUCGCAUUGGCAUUUAAUACGUAAGGGAGCUCCGAAAUUGCUUCUCGAGCCUCGUCAGCGUAUUGAGCCAGUACAGCCUCGAAGCUUGGCCGUCCCGAGGUCAAGUACUAAGCGGGAGCCUUGUCAAUUUGAAAUUGUCAAAGCCCAAGUAGCCCGGGCCCGUCGAGGCCCUAAUAAAUGUACGAAUUGCGGUGCAACUGGCCAUAUAAGGACCUCGAGGGCAUGCCCUCUACGGCGCUGGGCCGAGGUUCUGAUAGAUGGAAUUUUUAGGAGGAUUACAUAA